CCUUCUGUCCUUUUCAAUAUGGCUGGAGGCAUUACUGAUACAGGAGAGCUUUAUUCUCCUUAUGUUGGCCUGAUUUAUAUGUUCAAUCUCAUAGUUGGGACAGGAGCUUUAACAAUGCCAAAGGCUUUCGCUACUGCUGGUUGGCUUGUCAGCCUUAUCCUAAUAAUGUUCCUGGGGUUUAUGAGCUACAUGACUACAACCUUUGUAAUGGAGGCCAUGGCUGCUGCAAAUGCUCAGCUUCGUUGGAAGAGGAUGGAAAAGCACAAGGAAGAUGAUGAUGAAGAUUCUUCAUCUGGAGUUUCCGAUAGUGAUGUUCUCCUCCCUGAUAGCUAUGAGCGAUCAGAGGCGCGUCCUAUCCUUUCUGUCCAGAGACGAGGAGCACCCAAUAUUUUUGAAAUCACGGAAAGGAUAGAGAUGGGUCAGAUGGCCUCCAUGUUCUUUAAUAAAGUGGGAGUCAACUUGUUCUAUUUCUGCAUAAUCAUCUACCUCUAUGGUGAUCUGGCAAUCUAUGCAGCUGCAGUCCCAGUUUCUCUUAUGCAGGUGACCUGCAGUGUGAGUGGCAAUAAUUCAUAUAGUGUUGAAGAUGGCUCAAAGUAUAAUGAUACAGACAAGUGCUGGGGCCCAAUCAAACGGAUUGAUGCUUACAGAAUUUAUUUGGCAGCGUUUACACUCCUGUUGGGUCCAUUCACCUUUUUUAAUGUACAGAAAACGAAGUAUCUACAGAUUAUGACAUCGCUGAUGAGGUGGAUAGCCUUUGUCAUCAUGAUAAUUUUCGCCCUCAUGCGCAUUGCCAAGGGCCAGGGGGAAGGCCAGCCCCCUCUGGCUCAGCUCUCGGGGAUCCGCAACCUGUUUGGCGUGUGUGUCUAUUCCUUCAUGUGCCAGCACUCCUUGCCUUCCCUCAUCACGCCCAUCUCCAAGAAGAAGCAUGUUAACAAGCUGGUCCUGCUGGAUUACGUCUUAAUCCUGGGUUUUUACAGCCUCCUCUCCUUCACCGCUAUCUACUGCUUCCGCAAUGGGACUCUCAUGGACAUGUACACACUCAACUUCACCAGCAGCCAGAUAGUCCCUUAUGCCUUUUUGCGCUACUUCCUGGGCCUUUUCCCGGUGUUCACCAUCAGCACUAAUUUCCCUAUCAUCGCCGUGACUCUGAGAAACAACUGGAAGACCCUUUUCCACCGGGAAGGGGGAACCUACCCGUGGGUAGUAGAUAGGAUUGUUUUCCCAGUGAUCACUCUGAUUCCCCCCAUCCUCGUGGCCUUCUGCACUCACGAUUUAGAGUCCUUGGUGGGCAUUACUGGGGCCUAUGCUGGGAAUGGGAUCCAGUACAUCAUCCCUGCUUUCUUAGCAUAUUGCAGCCGAAAAGACACUCAGCUGGUUUUUGGAAACGGCACACUCAAUAAACAUCUGUCCCCUUUCCGGCACACAUUCUGGAUCUGGUUUGUGCUCCUCUGGGGCCUUUUUUGCUUUCUCUUUGUAACCGCAAAUAUCGUUUUGAGUGAAACCAAGCUCUGAUGAUGGAA
This is a messenger RNA of Euleptes europaea (tarantolino), 1520 nucleotides long. RefSeq names its product transmembrane protein 104 (gene SLC38A12). Lineage: Eukaryota; Metazoa; Chordata; Lepidosauria; Squamata; Sphaerodactylidae. The transcript has 9 exons. The record is from RefSeq and is a predicted model, not a curated record. The coding region runs from base 19 to 1512 and encodes 497 amino acids.